This is a messenger RNA of Canariomyces notabilis, 534 nucleotides long. Its product is annotated as cwf21-domain-containing protein. Gene Ontology annotation, cellular component: nucleus. The coding region runs from base 1 to 534 and encodes 177 amino acids. The transcript is spliced from 2 exons. NCBI's taxonomy places the organism in Eukaryota, Fungi, Ascomycota, Sordariomycetes, Sordariales, Chaetomiaceae. The record is from RefSeq and is a predicted model, not a curated record.
AUGUCAGACAACGUCGGCCUCCCGACGCCGCGUGGCAGCGGCACCUCGGGGUACGUUCAGCGCAAUCUGGCGCACAUGCGGCCGCGGGACAUGGCGGCGCCAUACCAGCCCCGCGACCUCGACAGCCUAAAGCACAAGCAGCGCCAGCCGGACAAGGGGCUUCUCGAGCACGAGCGCAAGCGGGAGAUUGAAGUCAAGGUGUUUGAGCUAAGGGAUAAGCUUGAGGAAGAGGGACUCCCAGAAGAAGACAUCGAUACACAAUGCGACGAGCUACGGAAGAAGCUGCUGGCGGAGAGGGAACGGAGUAAUCAGGAUGGGGAUACGAGGAGAGGGGCAGGUGGCGGGGUAGGACCAAAGAGAAACUUCAAGCUGCACCAGGUCCAUGAGCUGGCCGAUGCCAAGAUCAAGGAGAGCGAGCGGUUGAGGCAGGCGCUCAAGAUCAGCAAGGACUACGAGGAGGGCAGCCAUUGGCGGAGGCAGGAGGAGAGGCUCAAGAAGGCACUAGAGAAGGACACUGAGGGAGCUAAGGAUUAG